This is a messenger RNA of Dendrobium catenatum, 1322 nucleotides long. RefSeq names its product exocyst complex component SEC6-like. Gene Ontology annotation, biological process: exocytosis; exocyst localization. Gene Ontology annotation, cellular component: exocyst. Lineage: Eukaryota; Viridiplantae; Streptophyta; Magnoliopsida; Asparagales; Orchidaceae. The record is from RefSeq and is a predicted model, not a curated record. The transcript has 9 exons. Gene Ontology annotation, molecular function: SNARE binding. Bases 109 to 897 code for a protein of 262 amino acids.
CGACUGAGAAGGGAUCGGUUUUCCUCGUCUUGGUGUCCCAGCGUCGAGGCCGAGCGGGUGGGAUCGCCGGAUAUUUGCACGGGAAUCAGAGUAGGAGAUACAGAGAUCAUGGAGGAUCUCGGAAUAGAAGCUAAGGACGCCGCUGUCCGCGAGGUCGCGAAGUUGCUCCCGCUUCCUGAGUUGCUCGCUUCUAUAGUCUCCAUCAAAGCCGACUACAGUUCUAGGCAACAGGCAAAUGACGCACAACUUAGCACAAUGGUUGCUGAACAAGUUGAGCAAGCUCAUGCUGGUAUCGAUGCUCUUGCUUUAUCCCAAAAGACGAUAAACCAGCUACGAGAAAACUUUUUGGGCAUCGAUAAGUUGUGCCAGGAAUGUCAAACACUCAUUGAAAACCACGAUAAAAUAAAGCUUCUUAGCAAUGCAAGAAACAACUUGAAUACCACGCUAAAGGAUGUGGGCGGAAUGAUGUCAAUUUCUGUUGAAGCUGCUGCUGCUCGUGAUUCCCUACAUGAUGAUAGAGAGCUUAUUCACACAUAUGAAAGGCUAACAGCACUUGAUGGUAAGAGGCGGUUUGCAUUAGCAGCUGCAGGAUCUCACAAGGAAGAGGUUGGCAGGCUAAGAGAAUACUUUGAAGAUGUUGAUCAAACAUGGGAGACUUUUGAGAAGACACUAUGGGGGCACAUUUCAAACUUCUAUAGGCUUGGGAAGGAGAGCCCACAGACACUUGUUCGAGCUCUGAGGGUGAUAGAAAUGCAAGAAAUCCUUGAUCAGCAACUGGCUGAGGAGGCAGCUGAGGCUGAGGGUGGAGGUGCCAUGGCAUCGAUUACGAAUUCUCGAAGAGCUGCAAAGUAUGUAUUUCUUUUCUCUCACAUCAUACAGUUUGUGUCAAAUGGUUAAGGUCUACAAGUUAUACAUCCCAUUUUGUUGUUUGAAUUAAUUUAAGUCCUCUGCAAAUUGCUUUUAAUAACAUCAAACUCUGAUUUAUCCAAUUUUAGUUCUAUUAUCCUUGGGAAAAGCAGUUCUUGAAAAUUAAUCUUUGUGCGGACAUUCCUUGAAUUUUCCAAUGACAAUUGUAGCUAAUAUUUAUCUUCUCAAUUUAGGAUUCAAUAUUAUGUGUUGGUUGGUAAGUGUAAACUACCCUGGUAGUGGUGCAUUAUCAUUAGAAUAAAAUUCUGGGACAUUGAUAAAGAUAAUUAGGGCUUUUAUGUACUCUUUGUAAAACUUAAUGUGUUACAAUGCACAAUCCAUUUCUGUUCUCUCUUUUUAUUGAUAAUUUAAGUCCUCAUACAUGCUUGACUAUAUUUCCUCAGCUAUGCCAUUUU